AUGUCUGAAGACGCGACAAUUUCCGAAGAGCUGAAGAACAAGUCGAUGGAGUUUCUGAAGAAGUUGGAAACGGAUUUACUCGAAGCCAACGACAGUUAUGGCAAAGUGGCGGAAGAAAUUGAAGAGUACGUUAAUAUACGAAUGUUCUUGGACAAAGAACUCGAAUUUGGCCAGAAAACGGAGAGAAGGAUCAUGACAAACCUUGGACACAAUAUUUAUACACAAGCGGAAAUGUAAGUUUGUCGAAUUUUGUUAAAUUUCGUUUUUUAAUGGUUUUGAGAAGCUUUUGGUUUUGCACGGUGCAAAGUUUUUUUUUCGAAAUUUUUAAAGGUUUUUUGAAGUUUUGAUACAGUUUUGAAAAAGUAUUGAGUCAAGAGGCAGACAAUAAAAAAACCUUUAAACCACAGAUUUUAAAAAUUUUGAAAAAUUUAAUAAUUUUUUGAAUUUUUAAAAAUUUUUUGAAAUUUUGAUGGAAUCUUGAAAAAAUGUUAAAUCAGAGGCCUCUUGCUUGACGUACCUUAUAAGUUUUGCUAAGAUUUGACAUUAUUUUUCUCAGGUUUUAAAAAGUUUAAAAAUUUAACUUAUUUUUAUACUUUUCAGUCCAGCUAACCCCAAAAUCAUAGUUUGCUUGUACGAUGACAUUUUCAUGGAGAUGGAAUACGAAAGAGCCAAUAAAUUCGUGGAAAGAAAGUUGUCACUACUAGAGAGUAAACUGGAGCAAAUACGAAAGCAAAUGUCAUCAAUUCAAGGGCAUAUCACUCUGGUUCACGCGGCCAUGGACCCAGCUGGAGUUAUGCAGAGGAUAUAG
Molecule: messenger RNA, 808 nt
Organism: Bursaphelenchus okinawaensis
Lineage: Eukaryota; Metazoa; Nematoda; Chromadorea; Rhabditida; Aphelenchoididae
Source: the annotation of a GenBank genome assembly